AUGGCGGAGUCUGCAAAAUACCACCCGCGCGGCGCGUCUUCGCGUGACAGGGUGCUUGGAAUCACGGAGCGUGCGACCCCGCUUGCUUACUCCUGGGCUGGAGAAAUGAGAGUUCGCUUCUCUGACUUCCAGGUAAAUGAAAUCGGGCUGGACGGAAAGGUAGUCCAUCUCAAAACUGUUGGGCUUACAGAGGAGCAAAAAAAAGCCGAAGGUGUCACAGACAAGGAAGAGACCGCAGUCAAGCCCGCGGAGAAAGAGGCUAAGCCGGCUGAAGAGAAGAGCGAAAAGCCGCAGCCACCAGCCAAGGUGAUCGAGGUGGCAGCAGAAGAUGUCAAGAUUCUCACAGAUCUCGCCGGGGAGAGCUUUGCGCAAGCGAUCGUGGGCAUGUUCCGCGAGGCGCAAACCGCAGACCCGGAGCAGCAAGUCAAGCCUGUUACCUCAGAGCCCAUUGACGACAAGCACACGCGCGGCCAAAUACACCAGGAGGUGCGCCGCAUAUUCCAGUCUCGCAUCGACACCACCACAGACGGCAGCGGCGGCAUUGUGGCGACGGCGAUCCGCGACCGUCCACGUGGCAAGAAGCGCAGCCGAGGCGGCCCUCAACAGCGCAGCAACACGAACACCAACAAGAACAACAGCCGCCCCGCCGCCGAGUACCUGCACUUUACGCUAUACAAGGAUAACCGCGACACCAUGGAUGCCGUAACGCAAAUCGCGCGCAUGAUCCGUGCCAAGCCGCAGUCGAUUGGCUACGCCGGCACCAAGGACCGGCGCGCUUCGACCGCGCAGCGCUGCUCCAUUCGCUACACGCACCAGCGCAGCCUGGCCGGCCUCAACGGCAACCUCUGGGGCAUAUCCACCGGCGACUACGAGUACCGUGACGAGGGCAUCCACCUCGGCCAGCUCCUCGGCAACGAGUUCGUUAUUACGCUCAAAAACUGCGCGGUCAUGGAGGAGAGCGGCGCGUCAUCCAAGCCUGUCGCCGAACAGCUACAGCUUUUGCAGAGCAACGUCGGCCCUGCCCUGGAGCAUAUGGCCGCGCAGGGCUGGAUUAACUACUUUGGUCACCAGCGGUUCGGCACCCAUCACAUCGGCACGCACGAGAUUGGCAAGCUCAUCCUCGGCGACAAGUACGAAGAGGCCGUCGACGCGCUGUUGUCCUACGACCCCGCGCUGGCCGACAAGUACGAGGCCGCGGCCGCGGACCACGAGGACGGCAACGGCGGACACAAGUCGAGCAUGGAGGAGCUCGCGCGCCACCACGCCUGCAUGCUCUUCCGCACCGGCAAGGACGUCCGCAAGGCGGCCAGCAUGAUGCCGCGCCGCUUCGCCGCCGAGGUGUGCGUGACGCGGCACCUGACCCGCGGUGGUGUCUCAUCCAUGCGCGAUUUCGUCGGCUCCCUGACGCACAUCACCCGCGGCCUGCGCUCCAUGUACAUGCACGCGUAUCAGUCGCACGUGUGGAACCACGCGGCGAGCAUGCGCUGGGCCAAGCACGGCACGCAGGUCAUGGCCGGCGACCUCGUCAUCGCCGACGACGCCGCCACGCCGCUCUUUGGCGGCAAGGACCAGGACGGUGACGACAUCAUCAACCCCGUCGACGACGACGACACCGCGCCCGUCCGCGCGCGGCCGCUCACCGCCGACGAGGCCGCCAGCGGGCGCUACACCAUCUACGACAUCGUGCUGCCCACGCCGGGCUACCAGGUCGUCUACCCGGACAACGACGUCGGCGCCUUUUACGAGGAGUUCAUGGGUAGGGAGGAGAAUGGCGGGCUGGACCCGCGCAAGAUGAUGCGCAUGCGUCGCGAGUUCAGCCUGCCGGGCCGGUACCGCAAGGUCAUGAACCGCUUCCUCGCCGCGCCGAGCAUCGAGUUCCGCACCUACACUGACGAGAAGGAGCAGAUGCACCCGACGGACCUGGACGUCAUCAAGGCGGCGACGACGACGGAGAAGACGACGACUGCCGCUGGUGGUGAAGAGGGGGAGCCUGCUGCGAAAAAGCCCAAGGUCGAGGAGGACGAGAACAGCGGCGCCGCCGCAGAGGAGGGCGGCGAGGCAGCGCCAGUGGUAGAAAAGAUUGCAGCCAUUGUCAAGUUUCAGCUGGGCCGCAGCGCCUACGCUACGGUGGCGCUGAGAGAGCUCAUGGGCGACAUGCAGCAAGAGUAG
Molecule: messenger RNA, 2169 nt
Organism: Akanthomyces muscarius
Lineage: Eukaryota; Fungi; Ascomycota; Sordariomycetes; Hypocreales; Cordycipitaceae
Exons: 2
Coding region: 1-2169 (722 amino acids)
Biological process (GO): pseudouridine synthesis
Cellular component (GO): nucleus
Molecular function (GO): pseudouridine synthase activity; RNA binding
Source: RefSeq, a predicted model, not a curated record